This is a messenger RNA of Glycine soja, 1087 nucleotides long. Its product is annotated as protein MEI2-like 4. Lineage: Eukaryota; Viridiplantae; Streptophyta; Magnoliopsida; Fabales; Fabaceae. Gene Ontology annotation, molecular function: nucleic acid binding. The coding region runs from base 1 to 519 and encodes 172 amino acids. The record is from RefSeq and is a predicted model, not a curated record. The transcript has 5 exons.
AUGGGAUUGGUGAAUGGCUGUGAAUAUAAGUAUACAUCCAAGAUGCUGUUAGCUGCAAUUGAUGAGUGCCAUAGAGGAACUUAUGAUUUUGUCUAUCUGCCAAUUGAUUUCAGGUUGCAGAACAAUGGCAAUGUGGGAUAUGCAUUCAUCAACAUGAUCAAUCCUGGCUUGAUUAUACUAUUCUAUCAGGUGUUCAAUGGGAAGAAAUGGGAGAAAUUCAACAGUGAGAAAGUGGCAUCACUAGCAUAUGCUCGCAUACAAGGGAAAGCAGCUCUCAUUGCUCACUUACAAAAUUCAAGCUUGAUGAAUGAGGAUAAGCACUGCAAGCCUAUCCUCUUCAACGCCGAUGGCCCUAAUGCCAGUGAUCAGGUUCCUUUCCCAGUUGGCAUUAACAUUCGCAACAAAGUUGGAAGAGUGAGAAACAAUACUCAGGAGGAUAACCUGCAAGGAAAUCUGCCAAAUUUUGCAAACUGUAAGCUCUCAUCUGAUGGAGAUAGUCAUUCAUUGGACUCAGACUAAGGAAGCCAUCUUUCUCUCUUCUUCCAUGUCAUUAAUUUUAGUGGGUGCUAACCUUUGGAAACCAAAUGAUCUAGUCACAUUAAUAAAGCUGCUAAUGCUUGGAGCACAUAAGUACCAACACUAACCUUAAGACGAGAAAUUUUCUAGUUCUUUUGGCUUUGGAUGCCAAAUCCAAACAUGGUUGAAGUUUAUGUUUCAAGAGGGGCUGUCAGAAAUUUUCAUAUGCAAGAGUACUAUAUAAAAAAAUUACACAUACAGGAGUUUCACAUUGGAGAGUGGAGAAGCUUGUAAAAGUGGUUUGAGGGGAACUUAUUAGUCUGUAUCAAUUUUAUCCUUUGGUUCCCCUCUUCCUCUCCUUGUUUUUUCUUCAGGCAUCUUUUUUUUUUUUUUUUUGUAAAUUGUUGAUUUUGGAGUCCAUCUCAUCCCAAACUCAUGAAAAUUUUGAUGAACUGUUUAUGUGCUGUGCCAAAGCCGUCUUUGGUUGUUCAUCAUUGUUAAUGUUUGGUGUGCAAGCAUACUCUUGUAUUCACCUUUUUCCUUGUAAAGAUAUAACUGGAUUUCUAAACCA